CACCGACUGGUAGAGUUUCCUGUGCGGAUAGUAUCGAAGAUAGCUUUCGGUGGGUGGUGUUUGGCCCGUUUUAUCUAGCGAAUUUCAUGGUCGACGUGUGCACUCGACGACGUAAAAAUGUGGAAAAAUGAACCGUGUUCAUGUUAAAUUAUGAAAGCGAAUCUAUUGAUCGAGAGAGCGUGCAGCGAGGAAUAUUACGGCGUGAUAGCGCAAAGAUCCUAACCUUGUUUAAAAAUGAAGUCGGGCACCAUGGACAAACACAGAGGCUCGACACUUUUGAAACCGGAAGAAAACGAGCAAGUCUUGCAAUUAAUAGGAAAUCGGUGCCAGUGUUUAGCAGCAGGAGUUAUUCAAUUAUAUUUGACUGAACCACCUUUACAUAAAGAAUGGAUAAAGAAAACUACAGGUAUUAUAACGCUGAUAAGAGAUAAUCCUAGACGUAGUUUCUUUCUCCGUUUAUAUUGUCUGCAAAGGAGAGCAAUGAUAUGGGAACAUGAAGUGUACAAUGCAAUGGACUAUAAAGCACCAUUGAUUUAUUUCCAUACAUUUGAAGCUGAAGAUUAUAUGGCUGCUUUUAAUUUUGCUAGUGAAACGGAUGCUUUAACAUUAAGAAAUAUUCUUCUUGAUAAAUUGAAUGCUAAACGUCACAAGAAACAGCAAAGACGGUCUAAAAUGGAAAUAGAAGUUCAGCAUGGUGGGACAUUACCAUGGAGAAAUCAAAGCAGUACAUCGCCUGUUGCAUUUACCACUGGUUCGACCUCCAAUUUAGCGAAUGGAACUCCAACCACGAUUGGUGUAAAUAGAAGUACAUCAACUAGUUCCAUGUACAAGCCUAAGAAGAAAAAACGAGAUAAAGCUAAGCGAAGAUUAACGAAAGACGAUAUAGGUCCACCAUCCAAUUUUAGACAUGUAACACACCUGCAACUCAAUGCUAAUAACAAGAGCGAUCAAGUCGAUCCACACUUAAAAAUGUUCCUUGAUAAAGUAGGCGUGUCGGAUGAUCAAUUUAGAAAUCAGUCUACACGUGAUUUUAUUUAUGAAUUUAUUGAAAAGAAUGGAGGCAUGAGUGCCAUUCGAGCAGAUAUUUCAACACCUAAUGUACAGCAGCACUUACAACAACAGCAACAACAACAACAGCAGCAACAACCGCCUCCUCCGGUAGCCCCUCAAAGACAGGAAUUCCCGCCGCCAGUUCCUGCACGACUAGUACCUCAUCAGACGAAAAGCGCUCCGUCACUACCUCCAAGUCGAAUACAUGCACCUUCAACGCCGCCGAGUGCACCAUCCAGUGCGCCGCCAGUGCAUAGAAUACCAGUACGACCACCACCUCCUACUAUUACGGCGGCACCAGCAUUGCCACCACCUCCACCACCACCUCCACCAGCUCCAGUUCCACCAUCCAGAACUAAUUCGAGUGCGCCUGUUCCCCCUCCACCACCACUGCCUAAUUUAGUGAUCACUGAGGAAGAAACUAUUAAUACAAGUGCUACAAAUAAUAAUAAUAAUAAUAACAAUACUAGUAGUAAUAAUAAUAAUGAAGAAAACGCUGACCUCAGGUCAAUGCUCAUGGAAUCAAUUAGAAGUGGCACUACCCUUCGAAAAGUUGAAAAAACCGAAUCAAAACAACCUUCGCCACCCUCGGACUCCAGAAAUGCAUUAUUGGAACAAAUUCGUCAGGGAAUUGAGUUGAGGCCUGUUGCAAUUGAAGUAAAGUCUAAAUCCACUCCGAUGUACCAAGGAGGACUAGCUAGUGCUUUGUCAAGAGCUCUUGCUGAGCGAUCAAGUGCAAUCCAUAGUGAAAGUGAUGAUUCGACUAGUGAAACCAGUGAUGAGGAUGAGUGGGAAGAUUAACUCAGAUGGAAUAUACAACUUGAGGAAUACAAUAAUGUACCACUGUGAUAAAUCUGCUAUUGAUAAACAUUUAAACAGAUUAGCUACUGUAAAUGUAUAAUGUAACGAUUUUGAAUUUGAUAUCCAAAGAAGAAUGAAAAUCAUAUAUGAAUGUUCCAAAAAAUGGAAUCAGUUAAAUGUGUUAUCAGAAAGUAAGGCACAAUCACGUGGAUAGGGCAGGUAAGGGCAGAAUAAAGGUUCUGGUAUUGUUUUAAAAACAUAGCAACAUAUAAUUAUCAAAGCAGGUAUACCGUACAAUGGAAACAAUGCUACCAGCACAAUAGGUAUACAGUAUAACAUACAGUGUGUACACGCUUCAGCGAUACAGUCAAUUAUCUCCAUUAUUUUACACGGUAAUUAAUUGUAUUGCUUGAGCACUGGCACACCGUAUAUAAGUAAUGGUUUCUUAUAUGACAUUAUUUAUUUAACUGGAAGAAACGAUAUUUGCCAAAUAAAAUGAAUAUUAGAAAGAUAUCUAUUCUAGUUGUUUUAAUGAGCAUUGUAGGAGAUACAGUGAUUAAAACUACUAAAUAAGUUAUAGGUAAUGUUACUGUAUAUGUAUACCGCAGAUACGAAAAUCGUGAAUUUCGUGCCGAUUCACUGAAAUCUAACGAUCGCUUUGUAUCUCAAUACUUCGGGACUGUACUUUUGCCCUAGUUUGCCCUGCCCAAAUCGUGCAACUCAAAGUAUGCGUAAUAUUAAGUUAGCAAUGACUUUCGUGCGACACGCACUUUUACGAUGGAACAAAUGUAAACGUACAGGUAUAUAAUAAUUCCAAAUUAAUUGGAAUAGCCCUAUCAGUUGUAAUAGAAGCGAAGAAAAAAAAGAGUAUUAGAAAUAUUAUUAGAUUCCUUUCCAGUUUAAUACUCUAUGAAGUUGCAAUGAUUUUGAUAAAUGAGCUACACAUGUAAAAGAGAUAUCUACAUCGAACAAAAAAUUCUAAUUCUUAGAAGCUAUAUUUAACAUCUCCAGAGACAUAUGUAUAUGUAUAAUACGUACAUAUGCCUAUAUAUGUAUGUAUAUAUACAUAUACGUACGUGUAUAUUAUCUAUCGCAUAUACUAUUGUACAGUUCAAUUUUUAACAAUCAAACUAAAAGGUUCAUUGUAACGUUUCUUGCGUCAGGGACACAAGGUCGAUUUUUUCUAACCGACGUCCAAAAAAGAAAGAAAAAAAAAAGAAAUGAAUAGGAAACCGAAGAUUGUCGAGAUAUCAUAAAAGUAUAAUGUAAGUUCUAGGUAAAUUCGACGGUGUGCGGAAAUUUUUAUCCUAGAAAACUCGGGGCCCCAGCACCGAUUGUUGUCUCGUUUAUCGGCACAGAGAUUGCUUUGGAAGGGAUAUCGAAAUUACGGCUUUAUAUCUAGUCGUUUAUGAAGCCAAAGCAGGUACCCUGAAUGGACGUAAAAGACGUAUUACCCCCGAGUAUUCUCAUGGUGUCUGUUAAACGAUCCAACGAAUCAUGGAGGAGAGGAGAGCAAACAAAGCAAAGCAAAGGAGGAAACGCCACAAAGUGUACCAUAGUACUAUCGUUGUAUACGUUACGGUAACUUCUCGUCGUCGAGCAUAAUUUGGAAAGAAAAAAGAAACGAGGAGGAAAGUUGAAGAAGGAAACAGCACAUUAAAAAACGACUCUUAGAUAUCCUACUGAAGUACGCGUAAGAUUACGAAUUAACGAUUGUAGUAAGAACUGUAUAUUUUCACGUGUGUGAUAUAGGUGAGACGAAGAGAUCGCGGACCUUGAAAACGCGAAAAUAAAAGACAUUAUCCACCGGAGGUAACGAGAAAGAGAGAUAGAUAAAGGCGUAACGUAGAGUUACGCCGAUAUGAAAGAAAAAUCCUAGUCACACCAGCAGAAAAGAAAAAUGAACAAAAAGAAGUGAAAAAAAAGAAUAGAAACAAACAUGUUAAUUAUUAGUUAUUGUAUUUUAUUAUAUUCUAUAACGCAAUAUUAUCUAACGUGAACCAUUCGUUGCCCGAAAAGAAAAAAAAAACUACUAAUCUCGGUUGAGAUGAAGAUCGAUACGUUACGGAGGGAUAUUUGUUCGGCCGCCUCGAAUCUUUCUUCACGGCGUGUGAACGUGAGACGUGUAUUAAAGACAGGGGGAAGAACUAUGAAACUGUUUGUUGAACUAUAAAUAAAGAGAAUGUAGCGGGGAA
Messenger RNA from Megalopta genalis, 4046 nucleotides. Lineage: Eukaryota; Metazoa; Arthropoda; Insecta; Hymenoptera; Halictidae. The record is from RefSeq and is a predicted model, not a curated record.